Molecule: messenger RNA, 921 nt
Organism: Penicillium canescens
Lineage: Eukaryota; Fungi; Ascomycota; Eurotiomycetes; Eurotiales; Aspergillaceae
Exons: 1
Coding region: 1-921 (306 amino acids)
Source: RefSeq, a predicted model, not a curated record
AUGGCAAGCGAUGCGAUAUUCAGCCUCUUCUCGGAUCCCCAGCGCGACAACGUUCAGCACGAAAACGUUCAGCACGAAAACGUUCAGCACGAAAACGUUCAGCACGACAACGUUCAGCGCGACAACAUUCAGCUCGAUAGUGCUACAGCUGACCAUGAGAGGACAAUUUUCAACCCGAUGGCAAGCGAUGCGAUAUUCAGCCUCUUCUCGGAUCCCCAGCGCGACAACGUUCAGUACGAAAACGUUCAGCACGAAAACGUUCAGCACGACAACGUUCAGCGCGACAACAUUCAGCUCGAUAGUGCUACAGCUGACCAUGAGAGGACAAUUUUCAACCCGAUGACAAGCGAUGCGAUAUUCAGCCUCUUCUCGGAUCCCCAGCUCAACAAUGUUCAGCUUGAUAGUACUACAGCUGACCAUGGGACGACAAUUUUCAACCCGAUGGCAAGCGAUGCGAUAUUCAGUCUCUUCUCGGAUCCCCAGCGCGACAACAUUCAGCUCGAUAGUACUACGGCUGACCAUGAGAGGACAAUUUUCAACCCGAUGGCAAGCGAUGCGGUAUUCAGCCUCUUCUCGGAUCCCCAGCACAACGUUCAGCUCGACAAUGUUCAACGCGACAACGUUCAGCGCGACAACGUUCAGCUCGACAACGUUCAGCUCGAUAGUACUUCAGCCGAGCAUGAGAGGACAAUUUUCAACCCGAUGGCAAGCGAUGCGGUAUUCAGCCUCUUCUCGGAUCCCCAGCUCGACAAUGUUCAGCUCGACAACGUUGCAGAGACCGACCAAAAGGGGACUCGUUACAACCAGUCACCGAGCGAUGCGUUGUGCAGACCGUUUUCCAAUUCCCCGCUCUAUAGCAACACGGCGCAAGUUGGCUUCAAUUCGACCGAAUUCGACAGUGCAACGAGUGAAGUUUUCUAG